Penicillium bovifimosum is the source of this 1380-nucleotide messenger RNA. Its product is annotated as NADH kinase POS5. The transcript is spliced from 4 exons. Gene Ontology annotation, biological process: NADP+ biosynthetic process; NAD+ metabolic process. NCBI's taxonomy places the organism in Eukaryota, Fungi, Ascomycota, Eurotiomycetes, Eurotiales, Aspergillaceae. Gene Ontology annotation, molecular function: NAD+ kinase activity. The record is from RefSeq and is a predicted model, not a curated record. Bases 1 to 1380 code for a protein of 459 amino acids.
AUGUUGGGCACCAUCUUCCGUAGGACUACCCGCUUGCCCUUCCGCCUGCCCUUGCGCCAGCAUUUUUCCACGUCUCGAGCAUGUCACGAGAUCAGAGAUAUCGGAUCGUUGUCCCAGCGCCUGAUACCCAAAUACCAAGAAUCCUGUGAUGAAGGAGAGCUUUUGUGUCUUCAGUGGCCAGCUCCGCCGCGGAACAUCUUCCUGGUGCGCAAAGACUGCGCUCCAGCGGUUACUGAUUCUUUGAUCGAACUUGUGAAUCAUAUUUCCUCUACAUACCCAUCUAUCGCAGUGAUCCUUGAGUCAAAGACGGCGGCGGAAGUACAUUCGAAACUAUCGUUUCCUGUCUACUCGGUCGCUCUUGAUGAGAAGACCACCGCGCUUCACGAUAAGGUUGACCUCACGGUAACGCUGGGCGGUGAUGGCACGAUACUCCAUGCAGCCUCCCUUUUCGCGACAUGCGCCAACGUCCCACCUGUUCUAUCAUUCAGCAUGGGUACUUUAGGAUUCUUGAGUGAGUGGAAAUUCUCAGAAUACAAGCGGGCUUUCCGAGAAGUCUUUAUGUCUGGAGCCGGAGCAGGGGAUCGCACACCUGUUUUGGAAGAUCCUACGGGGGCGGCAGCGGCACUCACAGAACAUGAACUCGAAAUGGGCCCGACCGGGUGGUCAUCCGUCCGGGGCAAAUCUAUGGGUUCUACACGUGGGGCGCGCAUUCUGAUGCGCAACCGUUUGAAGGUCGGUCUUUUCGCUGCCGACGGAACUGAAACAACGCCUAUCCGAACCAAGACAGACCAGGGUCAAGGGGUCUACGUGAUGAAUGAACUUCUCAUUCACCGUGGCAAGGAACCACACUUGGCCGUGGUGGACGUGUUUGUGGGUGGCCGGUACCUGACCGAGGCUGUGGCGGACGGUAUCAUAAUUUCAACCCCAACUGGGAGUACAGCCUACAGUUUAAGCAGUGGGGGUAGUAUUGUGCAUCCCCUUGUCCCAUCUAUCCUUUUGACGCCCAUCUGCGCGCGUAGUCUCAGCUUCCGACCCUUGGUUUUGCCUUCCAGCACUCCAAUCACACUGCGACUAAAUGAGAAGAACCGAGGGCGUGAACUGGAAGUCAGUCUGGAUGGGGUCAAUUUGGGUCAAGGGAUGGGAGUUGGCAUGGAAGUACGAGUCUGGAAUGAGGAGAUGCGGCAUGGGAAGAAUGAAUGGCAAGGUGGAGUACCCAGUGUCAUGCGGCGGAGUGUGGGUUAUGAAGCACACGAAGGUUGGGUUGGUGGAUUGAAUGGAUUGUUGAAGUUCAAUCAUCCAUUUGGAGAACCCGUGUCGAGGGGCUUUAAGGUCUCGGCGCAUUCGUGUACCUUUUCCCCUGCGCAACCCGUGAAUCCCUGA